AUGAUAGAAGUUAUUGGAAGGUUACUAAAAGGGCCAGUGUAUUUUUCUGGUGAGGUUAUUGAGUGUUAUGUUACAUUUAGUAACCCACUGAAUCCAAUUCAUCAAAAGUCUCAAAGUUACAAUGAUGUCUUUGAAGGAUUAGCUUGGGCAAGUGCUCAACUGCACUGUCAGUGCUCAGCUAAUGACAAAAUAGUUAUUACUGACAAAAUAAAUUCAAGCCGUACAUCAGCAAUAAAUGCUGAGACGGCAUUUGCACCCUGGCAAAAGGACAACGGUCACGCUGUGGUGAAUACAAAGCCUAAGAUUUUAUUUUGUGAUUUAAGAUUAUCUCCAGGAGAAAGCAAGACAUAUAUUUAUAGAGAAACAAUUCCUAGUGACGCUCCACCUUCUUAUCGUGGUCAAGCUAUUAAAUAUUCUUACAAAAUAACUGUAGGAGCCCAACGAGUCAACUCACCAAUAAAAUUGCUCCGAAUUCCUUUCAGAGUCUUAUCUCUAAGUGAGUUACCAGAGGUGGCGAUAUGUAACGAUAGCGUCGAUCUGAGUCCCAAUAAUCCUUUUAUGGAUACUCAGGAACGUGAAAACCCGCUAGAAAUAUCACUGCAGACUCUCCAGAACCUGACAGCUCGCCGCAGUCCCAAUUUCUAUAACAUAACUAAUGGACGAGGAAAAGUAGUUCGUUUUUGUUUGUUCAAAAAUUCCUACAAACUAGGUGAAGACAUCGUCGGCACAUUUGACUUCUCAAACGCAACAGUAUCAUGCGUCCAGGUCUCAGUAGCGCUCCAAUCCGAGGAGCAUAUUGCUGACGAGUACAAGCGUGGAAAAGGGAACCCUUCGCGGAUGAGUUACAACAAACACCACGAAGUGUGUCUUGGAUUAAAAUAUUCACAGCUAGUAUUGCCGAUUCCUCUGCAUGUCACGCCAGAUUUUUUCACUCAUUUAAUGACACUUAAAUGGCGUUUGCACUUUGAAUUCGUAACAACAACAAAAGUUAUAGAAAUGCCGAUGGCUAACACAAUCGACUGGAAAGCUCCUUCUAGUCUCGACGUCGAAACGAUGGUCAACAGAAUUAUUAUAGAUAUAUAG
Messenger RNA from Cotesia congregata, 1083 nucleotides. The record is from the annotation of a GenBank genome assembly. Lineage: Eukaryota; Metazoa; Arthropoda; Insecta; Hymenoptera; Braconidae.